Messenger RNA from Linum trigynum, 4191 nucleotides. The record is from the annotation of a GenBank genome assembly. NCBI's taxonomy places the organism in Eukaryota, Viridiplantae, Streptophyta, Magnoliopsida, Malpighiales, Linaceae.
CCGGUCUGCGAUUACACUUGGUCGCAGAUUGGUGUUGUGUUUUGGCGUGUCAAGUUUUUGGCGCCUGCACGGCCAUUGUGGUCAGAAAACCAAAACCACUCGCCGGAAUCCUCUGCCCUCGCCAGAAAACCGCGCAAAACCCACCUUUUUUCGAUUUUUUCGGCCACUUUGGGUAAUUUUUUCACCAAACCAACUACAAACCCACUCUUUCUACACCCAAAGCGGCCUAUCCCUCGAUUUUGAGCGAGUUUGGGCGACGUUUUAGUCGCCGGAGGAGAAUUCCGGCGAGACUCCGGCGAGACUCCGACGAGCAUUUCCGGCCAGUUUUUCGGCGUUUCGUCACUUCCAUUGUCUUCCCCUCAUCAUUCCCUACACCUCUACUUGAGUCUCCAGGUUUGAUUUUACCCCUAACUAUGUUAAUUGUGGAGAAUUGAGUGUGUAGGGUGUAUGUUUAGAGAACCUUAUUGAAUCAUGUGAAUCUUAUGAAAUUGAUUGAGGGGAAUGCAUGGGAUGUGAUUGAAUUAUGUUGGGCAAAGUCCCCUUUGAUUGUUUAAGCCCUUGUGUGCAAGAAUUUGGCCAAUUUCAUGUUUAACUUAGUAGUGCACACAAGGUGUUCGCUGAAAUGCCUGUUUUCCAUGCUCGGUUGUGGCCACCGGUUGGGGCCCUUAAUGAUGUAGUUUGAGGGUGUAUUUGCUAUGGAUGUGAACUUUGAGUUGCCUAUUUUCUUGUGAAUGUGCACCCCCACCCUGAUUCUGCUUGAUUUAUCGAGAUUUUGACCCCCGAACUAUGGAUGAAACCAUGGCUAGGCUGUUUUCUGUUCUUAAGUGUGGGGGUGCGCUUGACCUUUUUCUUUGGCUCUUUUGGGUUCCACUUUGGGUUGUUGUUUUGCAGGGCAAUGGCGAAACCUAAUUUCCAGCACCCGUUCAUCCGGGAUCUGAGGAGGGGACCCACCGCAGAGCGCUUCAAGGAGGUCGCGGAAACCCCGUUUGGGUCACACCAUUGCUGGUCCAAACGGGAGUUUCGGCGAUUGCACUGCUACGAGCAGCUCUCCGCCGCGGUCGCCAACACCGCCUGGCGCCGUCUGCUCCAGCUCUGCGAGAAGGUCUACUACGAGCCGGUGUGGGAGUUCUACACGACCUUCAAGCACAAUACCACGGACAACUGGCAGGACGGUACGGCCGUCCAAUUCAGGCUGGGCGGGGUCCCCCGGUCCUUGAGCUACCACGAGCUGGCCGAGGCUCUCGACCUCGACCUCGACGACCGUGAGGACUACGUCACCGAGGUGAAUGAGCCACCGGCGGUGGACUUCGGGAGGCUGUACACCAGCCUGGCUCGGCCAGGCCAGACGCGUCCCUUCCGGUCAGGGAGGACGAAGGCCUCUACCCUGCAGAUCGACAACCGACUUCUCCACCACCUGCUGACGAAGUCUUACACUCCUGCAGCUGACAGCGCCGGCGCCAUCACGAAGAGGUCCCUGUACUUCCUCCAUUCGAUCCGCCAGCGCCGCCAUCCUCUCCACCUGGGUUCAGUGGUGGCCAAGACCUUCGAGAAGACGGCCACAGAGCUGAAGAGCCUCCACUGCGCCCCCCUCAUCACCCGCCUGGCCACCUUCUUUGGCCUUUCACUGCAGGGGUGCACCGAGGAGGGGGACACCCUCAUCUUUGGCCGCACGACGAUCAGGAAGAUGCUGCUGUUGCGGGAGAGGAACGGUGUUCAAUGGGUCGAUGGGUUUCCGGAGCCUCCGAUCCCCGCGGAGCCCGUACCAGAGGAGGAGGAGGCUGCCGAUGAGGUGGAUCCCGAGGAGGUGGAUGCCGCUGCUGAUGCUGCUGAUAAUCCCCCACAGACUGACUUCCAUUUCGGGGGUAGCAGCUCCGCUUUCCAGGGCCAGGAUUACUUCGCCCAGCAGUUCGAGCAGCUGAGGAUCCAGAACCAGCUGCUCCUCGAUCACCAGAUGCAGUUCCAUCAGCAGUAUGCGGCCGACCAGGCCGAGUACCGGACCAGGAUGGACACGAUCCAGACUCAGCAGGGCGUGACUCUUGCCCACAUCGAGCGGGAGAUUUAUCCGAAAUGCCAUUUUCUUUCGAUUCUGGAGUCUACAGAUCACGGAAUCAGGCCGAGGCUAUUCUCCACCGAUAAUGAAGUUUAUUCAUCCUAUUCUCCACGGAUGAUAAGUCCGUUAAGCAUCGAUUUGGGCCAAUUUAUUUUCGGACGACAUUUUCGUACUUUCUUGGGCAAAGAAAGGCCAUUUUCUUUGGAUAUUGAAGGCUACAUAUCACGGAAUCGGUCUGAGGCUAUUCUCCAACGAUGAUUGAGUCCAUUAAUCACCGAUUUGGGCGGAUUUAUUCCGGGUCAAUUUUGGCAGAUUCCAAAGGGGUACCAUCACAGAUUUCGGGCGAUUUAUCCGAAAUGCCAUUUUCUUUCGAUUUUCUGGAGUCUCCAGAUCACGGAAUCCGGCCGAGGCUAUUCUCCACCGAUAAUGAAGUCAAUUGAUCCUAUUCUCCACGGAUGAUAAAUCCGUUAAGCAUCGAUUUGGACCAAUUUCUUUUCGGAUGGCAUUUUCGUAAUUUCUUAGGCGACGAAAGGCCAUUUCUUUGGAUAUUGAAGGCUACAGAUCACGGAUUCGGCCUGAGGCUAUUCUCCAAUGCUGAUUGAGUCGAUUAAGCCCGGAUUUGGGCGGAUUUAUUCCGGGUCAAUUUUCGGCAGAUUCCGAAGGGGUACCAUCACAGAUUUCGGGCGAUUUAUUCGAAAUGCCAUUUUCUUUCGAUUCUGGAGGCUAUAGAUCAAGGAAUCUGGACGAGGCUAUUCUCCACCGAUAAUGAAGUCUAUUGAUCCUAUUCUCCACGGAUGAUAAGUCUGUUAAGCAUCGAUUUGGGCCAAUGUAUUUUCGGAUGGCAUUUUCGUAAUUUCUUGGGCGACCAAAGGCCAUUUUCUUUGGAUAUUGAAGGCUACAGAUCAUGGAUUCGGCCUGAGGCUAUUCUCCAACGAUGAUUGAGUCGAUUAAGCACGGAUUUGGCAGGAUUUAUUCCGGGUCAAUUUUUGGCAGAUUCCUAAGGGGUACCAUCACAGAUUACAAGGGAUUUAUCCGAAAUGCCAUUUUUUUCGAUUCUGGAGGCUAUAGAUCACGGAAUUUGGUCGAGGCUAUUCUCCACCGAUAAUGAAGUCUAUUGAUCCUAUUCUCCAUGGAUGAUAAGUUCGUUAAGCAUCGAUUUGGGUCAAGUUAUUUUCGGAUGGCAUUUUCGUAAUUUCUUGGACGACGAAAGGCAAUUUUCUUUGGAUAUUGAAGGCUACAGAUCACGGAUUCAGCCUGAGGCUAUUCUCCAACGAUGAUUGAGUCCAUUAAGCACCGAUAUUGGCGGAUUUAUUCCGGGUCAAUUUUUGGCAGAUUCCAAAGGGGUACCAUCACAGAUUUUGGGCGAUUUAUCCGAAAUGCCAUUUUCUUUUGAUUCUGGAGUCUACAGAUCACGGAAUCAGGCCGAGGCUAUUCUCCACCGAUGAUGAAGUCUAUUGAUCCUAUUCUCCACGGAUGAUAAGUCCGUUAAGCAUCGAUUUGGGCCAAUUUAUUUUCGGAUGGCAUUUUCGUACUUUCUUGGGCUACGAAAGGCCAUUUUCUUUGGAUAUUGAAGGCUACAGAUCACGGAUUCGGCCUGAGGCUAUUCUCCAACACUGAUUGAGUCGAUUAAGCACGGAUUUGGGCGGAUUUAUUCCGGGUCAAUUUUGUCAGAUUCCAAAGGGGUACCAUCACAGAUUUCGGGCGAUUUAUUCAAAAUGCCAUUUUCUUUCAAUUCUGGAGGCUAUAGAUCACCGAAUCUGGCCGAGGCUAUUCUCCACUGAUAAUGAAGUCUAUUGAUCCUAUUCGCCAUGGAUGAUAAGUCCGUUAAGCAUCGAUUUGGGUCAAUUUAUUUUCGGAUGGCAUUUUCGUAAUUUCUUGGACGACGAAAGGCCAUUUUCUUUGGAUAUUGAAGGCUACAGAUCACGGAUUCAGCCUGAGGCUAUUCUCCAACGAUGAUUGAGUCCAUUAAGCACCGAUUUUUGCGGAUUUAUUCCGGGUCAAUUUUGGUAGAUUUCAAACGGGUACCAUCACAGAUUUCUUGCGAUUUAUCCGAAAUGCCAUUUUCUUUAGAUUCUGGAGACUAUAGAUCACGGAAUUAGGCCGAGGCUAUUCUCCACCGAUAAUGAAGUCUAUUGAUCCUA